AUGCCAGAAGAACACGGUCAAACAAUAAUGGCAGUUGAUGAACUUCAAGCUAUAAUACAAAGAUGUCAAAUUCUGGAAGAAGCUGAUUUCAAAGGAGAAGAUUUUAAUCUGUUUCAGGUAGCAGGUCAGAAAUGUUUGGAAGAUGGACAUGCAGCUCAGUUACUAGAAGUAAUUCAAAACGAGAAAAACAAGGUUAUCAUCAAGAAUAUGGGUUGGAAUCUCAUUUCUCCUCUUGUUAGAUGUAUUUUCAUGUAUAAACAAGAAGAUGAUAAGCGAGAACAAUGCCUGAGAAUACUUGAUCAGUUGGCACAGCUCUGCAAUCCAAAGGAACUUUUUUUGGGUUUACUUGAGCAGAUUGAGCAGACCUCUGGAGAGCAAGUGUGUCAAACUGUCAUGUUAUUGCUUCAGCCUUUGCAGACAGUGCUUUUGAAACUUCAGAACAAGAAGGCCUACUCAGUGGGCUUAUCAUUGGCCAUGAUUAUGAAUCAACUCACUCCCCUACCUGUACCUUACACAAAACAACAAAUACAAGAAGAUAAACUUGGUCUCUGUCAAUGUUGUAAUGCAGUGGUGGAUUUUGCUAAACCUUUUGUGAAUGAAGUUGUUAAAAAUAUGGAAAAGUCAUCAGAAUACAAUGACAUGGAGCUGAAAGAAGAAUUAAUAAAAUUCUGCAUGAAAAGCCUGAAAUACCCAUUAUUGACAGCUCAACUUGAACAACUUGAGGGCAUUGAGGAGCAUCCUUUUCGGCGUUUUGCAACUGAAAUUAUAGACAUUUUGUGGAAUAUAGGAGAAUUAAUACCGUCAGUGUUUGUACAUCAUAAAAACAAAAGUCCAGACUGGGAGAAUCAGGAGUUUGCAGACAUAGAGAGAAAGAAUUCUGCUGAUUCUUUGGCAUGUUUGUCAUAUCUGAUCUUUGUUCAGCAUUUGGGUAUGGAAUGCUUUCCAGUGGUUUUUAGUCCUUCAUACCUUCUGCUGUGCAAUAUGACACAUAUUGAAGUGCUGCUGAAAAGAACAGAAGAAUCUGUAUUAUCUAAAGGACUUGAUCUGUUUGAGAGCUGUUUAUUGAGAAUGGAAGAUAACAGCCUUCUCCAUCACUAUUUAGAAUUCAGAGACUUCAUUAAUGUACCUCAGGAUUUAGUGAAAAUUAUGACCCUUUGUCCCAUGGAGCAUAUGGGAAAGAAGAGUUUAAAUAUUUUGCAGUUGUUCAUAGACAAGUUUGAUACAGAGGGAAAAUACACAUUAUUCAGGUGUUUACUGAAGACAAGCAACCAUGCUGGUGUGGAAGGAUACAUCAUUAAAAAUAUAAAGGAUCAAAUUCACUUAGCAUUAACGAAGGAGUAUGACAUUUGGUUUACAGGACAUCACCUGAUCUCCCUUCUAGAUUUAGUACUUUCACUUCCAGAAGGUGCUGAGACUGAUCUUCUGCAAAACUCAGACAGGAUUAUGGCAUCACUAAAUCUGCUGAGAUACUUAGUCAUUAAGGAUUGUGAAAGUGACAACCAAACUGGUGUAUGGACCACAUUUGGCAAGAUAGAGCAGAAUUUCUUAAAACCACUGCGUGUAGGACUCAAUAUGUCAAAAGCACAUUAUGAAGCAGAAAUAAAAAAUAAGAAAGAAAACAGAAAAGAGGCACACAGUUCUAACACAGUUUGUUCUGUAACUGUUGGUGGGGAAAAGAUGCCUGCCAUGACUACUGGAAUGCAGCUUCAAGUUUUACACUCAGCUCUCUUCACAUUUGAUUUAAUAGAAAGUGUUCUAGCUCGAGUAGAAGAACUCAUUGAAGUGAAAACAAAAGCUGUAAUGGAUGAAAAUAGUUGA
Cinclus cinclus is the source of this 1818-nucleotide messenger RNA. It is a transcript of the gene GLMN, whose product is annotated as glomulin, FKBP associated protein. The coding region runs from base 1 to 1818 and encodes 605 amino acids. Gene Ontology annotation, molecular function: ubiquitin-protein transferase inhibitor activity. Gene Ontology annotation, cellular component: cytoplasm. The record is from RefSeq and is a predicted model, not a curated record. Lineage: Eukaryota; Metazoa; Chordata; Aves; Passeriformes; Cinclidae. The transcript is spliced from 18 exons.